CAGUAAUACUCAACGCUUAGACCACACUUAACUGGAAAAGCCUGAUUAUUCAUACAGCAUGUCUUUCGCUCAAGCACCACCCCCCGGAUUGGAAUCCGUCAACACGAACGGCACCAUUCGCCCUCCCCCUGGCUUGGGCUUCUCUGCUGAAUCUCUACCACCAAACAAGCGUUGGGUACACUCUCGAAGUGAGGCUGGAGCCAACCCACUUUCCACUCUAACCUACGACUACAAGAUUAAGGACUUUCUCAACAAGGGAGCCAGCGCCAAUGUAUACCUCGCCCAGAGAGUGCCUGUCCAUGGGCCUUCGUAUAGCAGAGUCAUCGAGAUGGUGGCUUUGAAGCAGAUCGAAAAAACCAGCAAGAACAUCCGUCUAACCCGCAACGAGGUCGAACUACACAGCAGUGUACACCAUGAGAAUAUCGUCGACUUCAAGCAGUACUUCGAAACCACUGAGCACUAUGUAUGCGUCCAAGAACUGAUGAGAAGCGAUAUGUUUGAGUUUCUGACAGCCCCCAAGCAAGAGAUUAAGACGGACGAGGAUAUCCUGGAGAUUGUUAAGGAUGUGAUAAAGGGAUUGAACUACAUGCACUCAGAGGGUAUUGCCCACAGAGACGUCAAGCUUGAAAACAUUGGCAUCAGCUACCAGAAGGUCAACCGCACACUAAUUUGCAACUCGGAUGAAGAGAACGAAGACGAUUCGAAACGGACCCAGGCCAAGCUUAUGGACCUUGGUUUGUCUAUCCGCCUUAGACCAGGCAUGCUAGUCAGGGAUGGAGUGCCAGGUACAGUUGAAUAUGCAGCACCAGAGUUGGUUGGGAACGUAGAUGAUCUAGACCUAUCUUAUGAUCACAAUAGCAACCCCCACGAACACGCCUUUGCCAAGGCCGACAUGUGGGCUGUGGGUAUUCUGCUCUAUCUACUAGUAUCUAACAAGACCAACUGCCAGUUCCCCUGGGCUCGUGCACACACUUCGGAUAAGUCUUACAGAGGUUUCCUGCGCGGAAGCAACAGGUGUUUCGAUGCCAUCGACGAGUCACAACCCGUAUACAGAGCACUAUUCGACGGACUGUUGAAUCCAGAUUCCAAGGCACGUUUGACCUCUGCGGAGGCUCUAGAGAUCAUUGAGCUGCACACUCGCAGACGUGCCGUGCCGAGUGUGAUGCACCGACUCACAGCAAUGGCCAAGAGGUCCAACUACAAGUAUGUGAUCUCAGCACCCCGAAAGGUGGUCACUGAGGUGCGCCAGAAGCGCAAGAAUGAGAGCUCCACCUACACCUCUACUGCGAAGAAGCAGAAGGCCACCCACACAGUGGCCCACAUAGUCCACACAGUGGUAUCCCGUCCGCAGCUGGUGUCUUGGGCCACAGACUUGAGCUCAGAGUCUGUGGGUGACAACCCCAACACCUCCGAAGGGCGACGGUUGAGUAUUGAACUCCGGUGCACGGACAGCACGGACAGCACGGACAUAAGUGGAGGAGAGGGAUCAACCUCAGAUGAAGAUAUCAUCACACACACGUCGACCUCGGCUAAGAAGGACCUGCGAUGUGUACAUCCGCCUCUUGCACUGCCACUGAAGAGAGCGGAGCAUGAAUGCAGCUCUGAGAGUUACACUCCCAGAACGACAGUGGAAUUUGAAGUACAGACAUUCCAGGCUACUGAGUCGGCCACACCAACUCAGACGCGCAACGAAAGCAAGUAUAGGUUCUACUAGCUAUGUACACUACGUACACUACAUCUAUGGGCGUAUACAUCCCGCGAACAAAUAGUAUAAGACUUAAGAAAUAUUAUAAGCCCCGGAGUUGUGCUUCGCGAGGGCGUGCGGAAAGGGAAAAGGAAAAGGUAAUAGGAAUAGGGAAUGUAGAUAAAUAUAGAUAUUGAGUUGAACUCUAUCUGAAAUGUAAAAACAUCCGCCGAUAUAGACAGUCGGCGAAGGACUCGAAAAAAUAAAAGAGAAAAAACC
Sphaeroforma arctica JP610 is the source of this 1963-nucleotide messenger RNA. RefSeq names its product CAMK protein kinase. The coding region runs from base 59 to 1714 and encodes 551 amino acids. Gene Ontology annotation, molecular function: ATP binding; protein kinase activity. The record is from RefSeq and is a predicted model, not a curated record. The transcript has a single exon. Gene Ontology annotation, biological process: protein phosphorylation. NCBI's taxonomy places the organism in Eukaryota, Ichthyosporea, Ichthyophonida.